Messenger RNA from Gymnodraco acuticeps, 3890 nucleotides. RefSeq lists its product as uncharacterized. The transcript is spliced from 21 exons. The record is from RefSeq and is a predicted model, not a curated record. Gene Ontology annotation, molecular function: flavin adenine dinucleotide binding; NADP binding; N,N-dimethylaniline monooxygenase activity. NCBI's taxonomy places the organism in Eukaryota, Metazoa, Chordata, Actinopteri, Perciformes, Bathydraconidae. Bases 149 to 3526 code for a protein of 1125 amino acids.
ACUACUCAGUACACAAAACGAAUUUGUCAACCUGGAUUUACGUAACAAUUUACUCAGAAGUGGGCUGGAUUAAAGACCGCCUCACUCUAAAAGAACGUGCUCAGAAGAUACCAAAGAAGAAAUCAACGCGUAAGGAUUGAGCUGCAUCAUGGUCCACAGAGUAGCAGUGAUCGGGGCAGGCCCCUGUGGUCUGACCAGCAUGAAGGCCUGUCUGGAGGAGGGCAUGAUGCCGACCUGUUUUGAAAGCAGCGAUGACAUUGGUGGACUUUGGAGGUUCAAGGAAGUGUCAGAGCCAAACAGGGCCAGCAUCUACCGUUCCCUCACCAUCAACAUCUCGAAGGAGAUGAUGAGCUUCAGCGACUUCCCCGUCCAAGCUGAUUACCCCAACUACAUGCACCACUCAAAAAUCCAGAAUUACUUUAGGAUGUAUGCAGAACACUUUAAACUGCUGAAACACAUCCGUUUCCAGACCCUGGUGAAGAAUGUCAAUCAAACACCAGACUUUUCUCGCACUGGUCAGUGGGAAGUGGUGACAGAAAACAAAGAUGGGAAGGAGGAGAGGCAUGUCUUUGAUGCAGUUAUCUGCUGUUCGGGUCACUACUCCUACCCUAACCUGCCUUUGAAAGAGUUCCCAGGAAUUGAGACAUUUGAAGGAAAAUACUUCCACAGCUGGGACUACAAGGGGCCUGAAGACAUGGUUGGGAAAAAAGUGGUGGUCAUCGGCAUCGGUAACUCAGGAAGUGACAUCGCUGUGGAGAGCAGCAGAGUGGCAGAGCAGGUGUAUCUGAGCACUCGUAGUGGAGCCUGGGUCAUCCGUCAGGUUUCUGACAAUGGCCUGCCAGUGGACAUAAAGUACCUCACACGCUUUGUCCACAUCCUCUCCCAGCUGCUGCCUAUCAGAAUCCUUAACUGGCUGUGUGAGACAAAACUCAACGCCAUGUAUGACCACACCAUGUAUGCCCUCAAACCCAAACACAGAUUCUUCAAUCAGAUCCCGGUGAUCAACGAUGAUUUGCCUCUAAAGAUUCUGUCUGGGUCUGUUAUCAUCAAACCAAAUGUGAAGGAGAUCUGUGGCUCGUCCGUGGUGUUUGAGGAUGGCAGCACUGUGGAAAAUGUGGAUACGAUCGUGUUUGCAACAGGUUACAACUAUGAUUUUCCAUACUUGCCAAGUAGUUCUAAGUACAUGUCUGGGCAUCGUCUGGGACUGUACAAACACGUUUUUCCUCCAAACCUGGAGCAUCCCACUCUGGCUGUGGUGGGUUUCAUCCAUGCCUUUGCAGCGAUCAUGACACAGGCUGAAAUGCAGGCCCGCUGGGUCUCACGAGUUUUCAAUGGACAGGUCAAGCUGCCCUCAAACCAGGCCAUGAUAAAGUCUGUUGACAAGGACACCAAGGACAUCGAGAAAAACUACAUUGUGUCAAGGUUGACACCCCUGCACGUGGACUUUGUUACCUACAUGGAUGACUUAGCAGGAGAGAUUGGGGUGCGGCCCAGUCUGCUCUGGCUCUUCUUCACAGACUACCAAAUGUUCAAGAUGGUUCUGUGGGGACCUGUCACCAGCUACCAGUACCGCUUGAAGGGACCAGGGAAAUGGGACGGAGCCCGCAGAGCAAUCUCAACCACGUUGAACCGCGUGUACCAGCCCCUGAAAACCAGACAGCUGGAGACAAAAGAGGCCUCUGUUGCUGGCAGCCUGUUCAAGCUGAGCCUGACCCUCAUGGCUGGAGGAGCGGCCGUUUACUACAUCCAUGUGCGCAACCCGACCACCAUCCCCACUCUGCUGGCCAACCUGCGACCACAAACAUUCUCAGCCAUGGUGCGACGUGUGGCAGUGGUGGGAGCCGGCAGCUCUGGUCUGGCUUGCAUCAAGAUCUGCGUUGAGGAGGGCUUGGAGCCUGUUUGCUUUGAGAGCAGUGAUGACAUUGGCGGCUUGUGGAAAUUUAAGGAGUCACCUGAGCCAGAGCGAUCCAGCAUCUAUCGCUCCUUGGUGGUGAACACCUCCAAAGAGAUGAUGUGUUACAGUGAUUUCCCCAUGCCUGCUGACUAUCCAAACUACAUGCACAACUCCCAGCUGCUGCAGUACUACAGGCUCUACGCUGACCACUUUGACCUGCUCAGAUACAUUCAUUUCCAGACCACAGUGAAGAGUGUUGCCCAGAGGCCGGAUUUCUCUCUGUCAGGUCAGUGGGACAUAGUGACAAUUAACAAGGAUGGCGAGGAGGAGAGAAACGUCUUUGAUGCAGUUAUGGUGUGUUCGGGCCACUACACUCAUCCGUCCUUACCCCUGUCAGGUUUUCCAGGAUAUGAGACGUUUUCUGGCAGGUGCUUUCACAGCUGGGAAUACAAAGAUGCAGAUGCCUGCAGAGGAAAGAGGGUGGUGGUGGUCGGCAUUGGCAAUUCUGGAGGAGAUAUUGCAGUGGAGAUCAGUAGAUCUGCAAAGAAGACAUUUCUCAGCACACGCGAGGGGGCUUGGGUGAUUGGCAGGAUGUCCAGUAAUGGUCUUCCUCUGGACAUGACCGCUAUCACCAGACUCAACAACAUGCUCACACUGCUUCUGCCCAAUACUUUGGUCAACUGGGCAGCAGAGAGAGCACUGAACUACAAAUAUGACCACAGACUGUAUGGUCUGAAGCCCAAACACAGACUUAUGGACAGAAGGCCUCUGAUCAAUGAUGACCUGCCUGGUCGAAUCCUUCAGGGAGCGCUUGUAAUGAAAACCAAUCUAAAAGGAUUCAAAGACUCAGGAGUGGAAUUUGAAGAUGGCAGAGUGGAGGAGAACAUUGAUGCUGUGGUUUUCUGUACAGGCUAUAAUGGAACAUUUCCAUUCCUGCCUUCAGUCUUAACUGACGGGCCUCAACGAGAACUGACAUUGUACAAGACUCUGUUUCCUCCUUCUCUGGUACGACCCACACUGGCCGUCAUGGGUCUUUUCCAAACCAAAGGACCAAUCACGCCAAUUGUGGAAAUGCAGGCGCGAUGGGCUGUCAAGGUCUUUACCGGUUCGAGCUGUCUUCCACCUAAGGAGAAAAUGCUGGAAGUCAUAGAGUCUGAGAGGAAGAGGAACAUGAAAAGCUAUCCUUGCCCACGAACGGCAGCUCUCCAGGUAGAAUACAUCCCUUACCUGGAUUUCAUGGCAAAGGAGGUGGGUGUUCGACCAAACCUCCUGACACUACUGCUGACAGAUCCUGUGCUCUGGGUGAGGAUCUUCUUUGGUCCCUGCACUCCAUAUCAGUAUCGUCUCACGGGGCCUGGACAGUGGGCCGGGGCCCGUCAGUCGAUCCUCACUCAGUGGGAGCGAUUGGCUCAACCCUUCAGAACCAGAGCGGUACCGGAGAGCAGGCCGUCUGCGAUUUCUCCCUGGGCGCUUGUACUUGGAGGAACAGUUGCAAUGGCUUUUGUUCUGUCUAAAACUGAGAUAACUCCAGUGCUGUCGGGUGCCGCCCAGUUUCUGGACAGGUGCAAGAUGUUUCUGAAGGACUCCUGGUUACACCAGACUAAAAUGAUCAUAUUUGGGUACACUGUGUAACGAACAUAACCCAAGAUCAUAUAUGUUGCAAUAUGAUGUGCAACUAUAAUACAGACAUUGAAAUAUUAAUAUCCUAGAUAUUCUAAGAUUCAUUGAAAGAAAAAAAAGUAAAUGGAUCAGGGAAUUUUAAGACAUUUAAAGUUUUUUUUAUUUGGUGUUUGGCUUGCAGAAAAAGAGACAGCCUCCCUCUUUUAAUGUUGUGUAUGAUUGUAGUAUUAUGUAAUAAUAUGGUGCUACACAAUUGUAAAAGUAGUUGGCACUCUUCUGAUAGGUGUAUCUGUUUCAAAGGUCAGAGAAAACUGCAAUCUACCAUCAGAUAGCAUAGAGAAACCCAAAUUGAGGCUUAUUAAAAACUAUAAUUAUA